Selaginella moellendorffii is the source of this 1650-nucleotide messenger RNA. Its product is annotated as protein trichome birefringence-like 25. Gene Ontology annotation, cellular component: Golgi apparatus. Gene Ontology annotation, molecular function: O-acetyltransferase activity. NCBI's taxonomy places the organism in Eukaryota, Viridiplantae, Streptophyta, Lycopodiopsida, Selaginellales, Selaginellaceae. The record is from RefSeq and is a predicted model, not a curated record. The transcript has 7 exons. The coding region runs from base 269 to 1609 and encodes 446 amino acids.
CAAUCCCGCGGACUUAAACGCCCCACCAAGUAUCACACAGCGUGUCGUCGUGACUGGAAGGUAUGUUUAUUUCUUUUUGGAAAGAUGCUUUUUCUCUUGCUCUCUCUCUCGUAAGCACGUAGUGACAAGCACAAGGAAUAGUUGCGAUGAUGCCGAUUGGAGAGCUACUUCCCGGCUGGAGGCUUUGAAUCCGUCCAUCCAUUCGAUUGGCGAUCCCUUGUUUCCUGCCUGGUUUUUCUGUCUGGAUUUCUAGAAACACCAUGAAGCUAUGGCGAACGCCGCUGUUACAUCGAUCAUAGUGGUCGUCUUCACGCUGCUCAAUCUGUGGUUCGUUUACUUGUCUUUCCUUCCAGGCCAGGAUUUUGAGGCGGAGCUCGCCGCCAUCAACAGCAGGAUCCGGGAUUCAUUGUCAGACACACCCAGCAAUGCAAAGGAGACAACCGGUGAUGCUCCAGCUCCAUCUCCUUCAGGAUCAGAAAAAAAUGACCAAGCCACGGACACCCCAGAGGAGAGAUCCAGCAAUCCACCAUCAAGCUCAGGAGAAAAGUGUGAUCUUUCAAAGGGUAACUGGGUGCCCGAUUCAACACCUCCGCUCUACACCAACGAGACGUGCAAGUUCAUCCAGCCGAACCAAAACUGCGUGAAAAAUGGAAGGCCCGACCUCACGUACCUCAACUGGAGGUGGAAGCCCGACGAUUGCGAGCUGCCACCUCUGGAUCCCCGCGACUUCCUUCGCCGCAUGACAAACAAAAAGAUGAUCUUCAUCGGCGACUCCAUGGCCAGAAACCAUAUGCAAUCUCUCCUCUGCGCGCUCGCCCAAGUGGAAGAGCCCCACAAGCUCGAGAGACCCCAGAUCAUCUUCUUCGAGGAGUCGGACAAGGAGAUGCGGUGGGGAUUCGACCGCCACAACUUCACGCUCACGCACAUCUGGUCACCGUUCCUCGUCAAGUUCUCGCCUGGAACAUCUCCUAGCGAUCCCUACCGCGUCUUCCUCGACACCCCGGACGAUAUCUGGGCCUCCAAGGUCCUCCAGUACGACGUUGCGGUGAUCUCCACGGGAUACUGGUACUACCGCCCCAGCGUCUACUACAACUCCUCGAAAGUUCUUGGUUGCAACCCAUGCAAUGCUGCUGGCGACGGUGUCACUAAGGUCGACCAGCUAGAGGCCUACCGGUUAGCGUACCGCAGCGUCCUGGGCUACCUGCUGCGGGAGUUCCGCGGUGUUACCAUCGCGAGGACGGUGACGGUCGAUCACUUCGAGCACGGGGCGUGGUACACCGGCGGGGUGUGCAACCGUACCGUGCCAUACUCCCCCGGGAGCGUACGGCUGCCCUUCAUGAGCAGCGGGAUGAACAGGAUCCAGAGGGAGGAGGUGGAGAGAGCAAAGGUGGCGGAGGUAGAGAGAGGAAAGGUGGCGGGGCUGGCGAAUGCUGGUAGGUUUGAUGUUUUGGACGUCACUUACAGCGCAUUCAUGAGGCCAGAUGGGCAUCCAAAUUUCUUCAAGACACAGGAACCAGGUAAGCCACGGAGAAAUGACUGCUUGCACUGGUGCUUACCAGGGGCUGUGGACACAUGGAACCAUUUCAUUUAUCAAAAGCUUUUGACUUAGAUAUGACAGAUAUUCCCAAAUAGUUGUGAGCUUUCUUCUAA